Molecule: messenger RNA, 2911 nt
Organism: Prorocentrum cordatum
Lineage: Eukaryota; Dinophyceae; Prorocentrales; Prorocentraceae
Source: the annotation of a GenBank genome assembly
GCACACCCGCGGCUUGAGGGGCGCCCAGACGGGCGGCGGAAGUUGCGCGUGGAUUUUACGGACCAGCUGCAGCUGCGGAUGACCAAGGGAGGCAAACAUGACCGCCCGCGUUCGUCCAGCCGCAGCCGCAAGAACGAGUAUCUGGUAUGUCCUACUUGCCCUCGGUCUUGGGUGUUUGUGCACAAGGCAGGGAAGACGGGAUGGGAGAGUUGCCGAGAGUGUGGCCGACUGUGGAAGGAUCCAGCCAGGGCGAUCGUCACAUUCGACUUGGGGGAGACUGAGGGGGGCGCCAGCUUGCCCCUCCGAUCCUGCCUCAAGGGAAGCGGAUUGGGCCUGGACCCGAUCCUCCAGGCACUCCUCCCGAAGUUCAACAAGGCCAAGGAGGACGGAGAUCAGGAGGCCCAGACCAAGCUCCUGGCCGUCUGCCCAGACUUGGAGGCUGCGUGGAAGCCGCCUCCAGAGACCUCACCAGUGGAGCGCCUGGCUCAGAAGGCGCAACAGCUCCGCCAGCUCCAGGCGCAGCAGGGGCGGAUCAAGAACCAGCUGGUGCAGGCGGCCCAGACGCUCAAGGAUAUGCAGACCAAGCUCAGGACCAACAUUGAUGAGUGCCAGUCGGCGCAGGCUGAGAUUGACGAAUUGGUUGGCAAGACCAAGGAAUUGGCGUCCCUCGACGAGCCCACUCGGAAACAGUACGAAGAAGCGGCAGCGGCUCACAAGCAGGCUCGCAACGUGCUCAAGUCGGCCACCGACGCGGGCAAGGCGGCGCGAGAGGCUGCAGAGAGGCUGCGAACGCUGCACCAUUCCAUCAAGAGGCGCAGAGGGGCGGGAGGUGAAGCCCAAGGAGCAGGUGCAGCAGCGGCGAAGCCAGACGAGAGCGCCGCAGCGGCAACUCCAGAGGCGGUUGACUUCACGGACCCGAGCGCGAUCGACCAGUACAUUGCCAAGACAGCGGCGCUCCGUGCCAGGGCCAAGGGGGUGCGACACUACGUGGAGCACUGCAGUUUUGACAUGGUCGGCUUAGCAGAGCAUCACUUGCUCCCAAAGGCCGCCAAGCAGGAGAUCAAGAAACUGAGAUUCAAGGGGUGGCAAUCCCAGUUCUCGUGGACGCCUGCGACACCAUCGAUGCGGAGUAAGUCUGGUACUCAAGGGGGGACGUGCUGGCUUGCCAGAGCAGGUCACGUCGCGGCAGCACACUUGCCCGAUGGCACGGGGCACAGUGAAUUUCAGAAAGAACUGCGCGACAUCUCGAUCAUCCUCUGGCGUUUGAAAGGGGCGACGCUGGCUUUGAUCUCGGUGUAUCUUGAUUGCAGUGUGGGACUAGACGGACCAGCGAACGUCGCCAAGAUGGUACAGCUGACACGAGUGGUGAAGUCCCUAGGAGUGCCAUGGGUAGCACUCGGAGAUUGGAACAACACACCGACGCAGAUGCAGCAGUCACCAUGGUUGAAGGCUCUGAGGGGAGAGUUGCUGAUACCAAGCGAUUGUACCGUCACAUGUUCCACAGGCAAAGGCAGACUCAUUGAUUACGGGAUAGCCUCGCGAGACUUUCGCCCGUUUGUGAAAGAAUUCAAGCCUGUGAGGGAAGUUCCAUGGAGCCCACACGUGGGCCUCCACCUGCGCCUGCACUCGCGACCCGCCUCGGUCAAGGUGCAGAUGCCGAUCCAGCCAGUGAAGAUCGAGAUCGCCACCACCACGGUCCACAAAGAGAAAGGACUCAAGCGAGCCCAACGUGAUCGUGAGAAGUAUCAGAAGAUGGUGGCAGCAGCAGCAGAGCGCGACGAGAAUGCAGCGACACCAGGAGACCUGCAUCAUGAUGAGUAUGCGCACCUCCUGGAGACGACGUAUGCCACGAAGCAGAAAGAGGCAACCAGCGAUGAGCAGCGGUUUCAGGCGCUGGCAGACACCCGAGGACGAGCGGUGCAAGACCCAGUUGAUGAUGUGGCAGACUCCUGGGCGUAUCGGCUGGACCAUGAGGGCUCCAACAAGCUGGCCUACCACUUUGGCGAAUGGUCAGUAGCAGCGGAGCAGUCACUGUGCAUCAUGACGGAUGCCAAGCCAAAAGAUAAGGUGCGAAGAGGAUGCAAUCCCAAGUUCACGCUGCGCAAGGUCACCAUUCAAGAGAAGACAGACCCCUUCUUGGACGCGGCCCUCAGGGAAAAGGCGAAUCUGUGGGAGGCCUUGGCUGCCAGACUGAGGGAGUUGGCAAUACUGAAGGCGCGGCAGAAGAAGGAUGAAGACUUGAAGCUGGUUGAGAGCGUCAUGCGCUCGCUCAGUCAGCGCAUCGAGCUCAUCGACCAGGCCAAGGGCGGCAAGCAGGACACUGACAGGGACAAGGAGGAGGACAGCAGGGUGCUGCUCAACUUGACGCAGUAUCUAGCAGGUCAGCCUUGUCAGUCACUGCGGGGCCCGCCGGCCCCAAAGCCGUCAAAAAAGCAGCGGAAGGCCGGAGAGAGCGGCACCCAGAAGGAGGCGACGGUGGAGCUGAUCGCCCCACCAGUGGCCACCAGCAGCAUGGACUGCGAGGACGACCCCUUCGUGCAGAUGGAUGCGGAGGCGGACGAGCCCAACCUUCAGCAGCUGCAGGACCUCGAUGGCGGGAAGCUCGACACCUACGGCUCCACCGACUGGGGGUACAUCGUCCCAACUGGCCCGCUCUACGGGGUUGGGAACACGAGCGACGAGGGAAGCAAGCAGUUCGACACCCUCGACGCCGUCUACUGGGAGUACGCCGCCCCAACUGGCACGCUCUACGGGGCUGGGGCCAAGAGCGACAGGGAGUGCGAGCAGUUCUACUUCGAUGUCGCCGUCUACUGGGAAUUCUUGGAUGUCAGAACGCUCCAGGGCCCCGCAAGGGAGCCCUGGAUCACCGUCGCCACCUGGACGACCCGCGCCCUGGGCACUCCAGCCGCAG